This is a messenger RNA of Cylindrotheca closterium, 4272 nucleotides long. NCBI's taxonomy places the organism in Eukaryota, Bacillariophyta, Bacillariophyceae, Bacillariales, Bacillariaceae. The record is from the annotation of a GenBank genome assembly.
AUGAAGCUUCUAAUGCGACUUGCACUGAUGGCUUCGACGGCUAACUAUGUAGUAGCUGCUCCGAAAGCCAAUCUUGGUCUGUGCUUUGCUCAAGAAGCAUGUAUCGACUUUACCGUCAAGAAAGCCGAAGGUACCAACUGUACUUCCGCUGAUGGCUGUGGCAUCGAGGUCUGUAUGAUCUUGGACACUACCAAAGAAGGCUGCGCCAAGGACGGUCCAAUAAGCCACCUUUGUGCUGCCAGUGACUCUCAAGGAUGUGCCGCCUACGAUACUGAUGGUGUGACCCCUCUCACUGGUAAGGGCGGCUCUGACUUCUGUGAUCUUUCAGGAGAAAAUGCCACUCUUGCCUUUUCGGGCAAGUGCGAACCUUCUGAAACUCAAACCAAGAUUACCAUGUGCCAAGAGGCAGCUCCAGGUCAAACUCUAUAUUGGGCCCUCAAGGAUGCUAGUGUCGAAGAUGUCAACGUGUAUGAUUACACCAGCAACUUCUCAUUCGAAGUUGGUUCCGAGACUUGCUCUUCUCCCAAGAUUUCAUGUUUUGGAGAUUCCGAGUUGCAAUGUGCUGAUCCAAAGAACGACAUGUACAAGUAUACCCGCGUAUGGAGCUUCGAAAUCCCUGCGAGUGAUGGGAGUGCUUGCGAUUUGUGCGACUCCGGAGAACCAGAACCAGUUGAUCCAGAGGCAUGGGUGUGGCUCUCCUGCGGCAGUCCUGAAAGAUGUGGAACUUUUAACGAAUACAAGGUUCAAGCCAAAGAGACUGCUGAACUGCGUUGCUGCUCUUCUGACCCUAUCGAUGGUUGGAAGAAGAACUCAGGCUGCGAUAUCUGGACCGAAAGUGAUCUUAUUGGAGCAGAUGGCUCUGUGCAGUGCUUCCACGAAUCGACCUAUGCUGAAGCACAACAAAUCUGUGCUGACAAUGGUGGAUAUGUGUGCUCCAAGGAGGAAGUUGAGUCUGGUUGCGUUAGAGGCUCUGGAUGCGGCCACGAUAAUGAUCUCAUCUGGACUUCAACGACUACUACUGAACGUGAACCGAUUGUUUUCCCAAAUACCGAUCCAGUGGACCCUGAGGACUGGCUUUGGUUGAGUUGUGGCAAGGGGGAACAUCUCUGUGGUAUUGGAAAGGACAUUGCGGUGCAAGCGAAAGAAGCUCACGAGCUUCGCUGUUGCUCUCCUGUUCCAGUAUCUGGUUGGAAGAGGAACAGUGCUGAGUGUGAUGUGUGGCACGAAUCCGACCUGCUUGGGCUCGAUGACCGCCUUCGAUGCUUCCAUGAUGUGACCUACGCCGAUGCACAAGCAAUCUGUGCUCACAAUGGUGGACAUGUCUGUACCAAAGCGCAGGUUGACUCUGGUUGUGUUAAAGGCUCUGGAUGUGGUCACGAUGGAGAUCUCAUCUGGACUGGUGCGGUGGCUCCUGAACAAGAAUUGCCUCCUCUUCCCGGUCAAGAUCCUGUUGACAUCGAGGAAUGGCUGUACCUUUCCUGUGGCAGAGGAGGAGACCUAUGUGGUUUUACUGGGGACAUCUCGGCGCAAGCCAAGGAAGUACACCCUUUCCGUUGCUGCUCCGACUACCCCUUGGAAGGAUGGAUGCGCUCUAACAGUUGCGAAAAUUGGCAUGAAUCCAACGUCAUUGCUCUGGAUGGCACUGCCGAUACAUGCUUUCACGAAUCCACUUACGCCGAGGCUCAGGAAAUUUGCAAGUUUAACGGUGGAUACGUCUGUUCCAAGGACCAAGUGCGAGGUGGCUGCGCUAGAGGAUCUGGAUGUGGUCACGAUGCGGAUCUCAUUUGGACUUCUACUGGGCCCGCUCCACCAAGACAGGAUCCCCCAGCCCCUACUCGCGUCGCUGAUGAUACCCAUCUUUUCCUCGCCUGCGGAUCUGGAAUGGAUGGCUGUGGUGGUGGAGAAGAGUCCAUUGGUGUCGCUAAAGCCAAUGAACUACACGAAGUGCGCUGCUGCAGCAACGUCCCUUUGCCUGGUUGGAAGAAGGGAAGUGGCUGCACCAACUACCACGAAUCUGAUUUAACUGCUCUCGAUGGUACACCUGAUCAGUGCUUCCAUGCAUCCACAUACGCCGAGGCUCAAGAUAUCUGUCAUGCAAACCGGGCUUACGUUUGCUCGAUGAUUGAAGUUUUGGACAAGUGCGCCAAAGGUUCUGGGUGUGGACACGAUAAUGACUUGAUCUGGACAAGCACAGCGGCUACCGACGAAGCCAUUGAAGCCUACAAACUCAGGAAGACACAAGCAGCUGCUAUCUCUGGAGUCUGUGUCGGACCCAAGGGAAGAAUUUCUGGCGACCCCCACUUCACUACUUUCGAUAAUAUGAGAUAUGACUGUCAAGGACACGGCGAAUUCGUUAUUGCAAUGUCGAAGGGAAGCGACCCGCUUGCCAUCCAUGGACGGUUUGUCCCUGUUCGAGAAUCCAAAGCGAAACCAACUGUCACUCGCUCUGUCGCCAUCAAGGUCGUUGAUGAAGUCCCAAUCAUCCAAGUGACUGCUCCACAAGAAAAGAUUGAUGGCAACUGUCCUUUCACCUUCACCAUGGGAAGAGAAGAAACUCUCAUUCCUACUGAGGAAAUCGUUUCCUUUUUCACCGAGAACUACAAUGGAACUGUUACCGUAUUUUCCAACGGCAAGAACAUCAUCUUCUCGUAUCCGGAAGUCGGUACACGUGUCCAAAUCACUGCCGGCGGCGGCGGAAACAGAUGCGUUUUGAAUACCAACCUUUGUCUCACACCCGAAAACCACGGCGGAGCUGAGAACAUUGUUGGACUUCUUGGUUCUCCCGAUGGAAACAAGGACAAUGAUUUUAUGGCACGUGAUGGUUCUGUUGUUCCUCCCCCAGCGAUCUGUGACAUUCCCGACGCGACCAACAGCGAGGCAAAACUAUGCAAACGCGCAAAGAAUCAACAGGGCCAUGAAUGGUGUAUGGAUAACUGGUGCAUCGGACAUGCUGACAAUUCUCUUUGGGGUGAAGAGUCGCAUGCAGAGUACAACCAAUGUGAUGAUCGUCAACCCGAUGAAUUCUUUGAUAACGAUGAUGUUGAUCCUGCGAUCGUCGAAGCGUGUGAAGAUGCUGAGGAUCCAGAUGGAUGUGUGUUGGAUACCCAAAUUGCCGUUGAGGAGGGCGAAGACGUUUUCGACUUCGUGGAUACUGUCUUGGAAGAAGACGAUGAGGCAAACUUUGUUGACAACCUUGGAGGAGAUCCAACAGAAGCAAUGGAUGGUUGGGAUGGACCGGUUCUGAGCAGUGCCAGCGCCAUUGAAAUUGAUCUUCCUGAUCCUUCAGACCCAUCUGAUCCUUCAGACCCAUCUGAUCCUUCAGACCCAUCUGAUCCUUCAGACCCAUCUGAUCCUUCAGACCCAUCUGAUCCUUCAGACCCAUCUGAUCCUUCAGACCCAUCUGAUCCUAAUCUCGGUACCGAUGAAAAUGACGGCACUUCGCCUACUGAUACUGCAGACAUUUCAACUACUGACGAAGAACCGGUUUCGGAAUCGUCUGGCAGUCUCGGAGAUCCUCACUUCAAGACUUGGUUGGGAGAACACUUUGAGUACCAUGGACAGUGCGACAUGAUCUUGACCAAGGACAAGAACUUUGCCGACGGUAUUGGAUUGGAAGUUCAAAUCCGAACGAAGUUGGUCCGCUUUUGGAGUUACAUCAAGCAAGCGGCCAUUCGUAUUGGAGAUGAUAUCCUCGAGGUCGAGGGCAAUUCUGAUCCAGAAGACACAGAUACCCAUUACUGGGUUAACUUCGAGUACGCACAUGAAGUCAAGUCUAUCGGCGGCUUCCCAUUGACUAUCAGUUAUAAUGGUGCCAACAAGAGAGUUUUCGAAAUCGACUUGAGCUCCAAGUUCCCUGGUCAGAAGAUCGUGAUCUCCACAUUCCGAGAAUUUAUUCGUGUCGACUUCCAACAUACCACAGCUGAAGCAUUUGGCAACGCUGUUGGUAUGAUGGGUGACUUCAAGACCGGAAGCCUUCUUGCUCGUGACGGUGUCAAAGAGAUUGAUGAUUUCUUGGAAUUCGGAAACGAAUGGCAACUCCUCCCUGCGGACGACAUGCUAUUCCAUGACAAGGCUGAACCUCAAUUCCCCAAGCGCUGUGUUGUUCCAGAAGAUCCCCAAGGACAACGCCGCAGACGACUUGGCGAAUCCACUAUUACUGUGGAAGAGGCCGAAGCUGCUUGUGCUAAGGUUGUGGGUGAUGCUUUGGACAUCAAAGACUGUGUUUACGAUAUCUUGGCCACCCAAGACAUGGACAUGGUCGGGGCUUUUUAA